UAUUGCACUCACCGUCUUGUUCCUUCUUUUAGAAACCGUGUGUUGAACAUUAGAUAGCCAAGGAGCAGCACUCUGAACUGAGCCCUGUGACUUCCUGGGGAUCCUCCUCUCACAAAUAUAAGGGCAGGUCAAGAAAUUAGGGAGCAGGGACUCGAGCAUUCCCAGGCCAAGCUCUGCCUGCCCAGCAAGAAGAUGCAUGUCCCAAUGGCUGCUUUCUCCUUCCUCCUCCUUGUUGUUACCCUGGGUUCUCAGGCAUUGGUCAUACAUGAAUCAAAGAUAGGAGAACUCCUGAAGGCAAAGCGUCAACAUGGGCCAACAAUUACUCAGCAAGGUAUUAGCCGUCCGUCUGACUGCUGCUUCUCCUACACUUCCCGGAGAAUCCGAUGCUCGGUCAUUAGAGAUUAUUUCUUAACAAGCAAUGGAUGUCCCCUGCCAGGUCUCAUUGUCCUUACCAGGAGAGGGCAACGUGUCUGUGCCAACCCCAGUGACUCAAGAAUUCAGAGUUGCAUCGGAAUCCUGAACGUGACUUCGAGGGCUCAGGACCUUGGCAUUUAUAAAGGAGAAGAUAUAGGCAGGCCAAAGCGUCGGAGAAUAGUGAGUCCAGGUUCCUCAGGCCAACUCUGUCUUCCUACCAAGAAGAUGAAGUUCUCCAUGGUUUCGCUCUCCUUUCUCACCCUUGCUGCUGUCCUAGGAACCCAAGCCCAGGUGAUAAAUGAAACAGGAGAACCCCUGAUGGUACAGCAUCAGCCUGAACCAACAAACAAGUUUCAACAAGCCUUUCUCUACCCUUCUGAUUGCUGUUUCUCCUAUACUCCACGAAGCAUCCGGUGUGCAUUCAUGAGAGAUUGUUUCUUAACAAGCAGUGGCUGUUCCACGCCAGGUGUGAUCUUCAUCACCAAGAAGGGGCAACGUGUCUGUGCCAACCCCAGCGAUCAUUCUGUUAAAAAAUGUAUGAAAAUGCUGAAAUCCUGCCUCUGAAAAGGGGCUGGGAAAUGCUAGCUACCCCCCCCCUCCACCUCUCCUGUCCUACCACCUCCUAUGAAUUUCUUGGCCUCAAUUAUAAUUUAAAAUUGCUUUACAAUUCAAAGCCAUUUAAUGAAUACAUCUUCUUUGACCACUUCUACCCCCAAAUACUGAUAUUAUUAUGUGGUUCUAUAAUCAAAUAGGGAGCUUCCGAACCUAAGAUUAUAUGUUCAAAUGUGACUUUUUUUAAUUUUCAAAUUCUUACUGGUGAGUUCUUGUUAAAACAAAUUACACAUUAAAUCAAGCACAUUCAAUUUAACUUUGUUGGACUUUUUAAAAAAGGAAAUAAACUGAAAUAAAGCUG
Molecule: messenger RNA, 1327 nt
Organism: Dipodomys ordii (Ord's kangaroo rat)
Lineage: Eukaryota; Metazoa; Chordata; Mammalia; Rodentia; Heteromyidae
Exons: 8
Coding region: 193-978 (261 amino acids)
Biological process (GO): cellular response to type II interferon; neutrophil chemotaxis; positive regulation of ERK1 and ERK2 cascade
Cellular component (GO): extracellular region
Molecular function (GO): CCR chemokine receptor binding; chemokine activity
Source: RefSeq, a predicted model, not a curated record